GGAUUCUUAUUCACCGCACCAACAUUUCAUUUUAUGUAAACCCCACAUCACAUUCGAGAUUGCCGCACAAUUUUUUUUCCUUUUUCUCGAUUUUAACUCAUCGUUCCUUUUCUCCCUCUCUUCUUUUUUUUUUUUCUUUCUCAAAGCAAUUUUCUUUUUCAUUAAUGAAUGCUAUGUAGAUCCUCAACAGUAAGACGUCAGCAGUUUUGGAUAAUAUCCAUAAACUCUGCUAAUGAGGUUUAUCUGCUAAAAGAGUCUUGGAUGAAAUUCUAGCUUAAUUAAGGGGAAGAAGAAUUGGUAAUGGCUGAAGGCUGCCUUCAUCUCUCUUUGAAGCAGUUGAUCAAUUUUGUUCCGCUCUUGCUUCUCCCUCUAUGUUUCUGCGCCACAAACAAGCCUAAUGUUGAAGGUCAAGCAUUAAUCGAGAUUCUAGAAGCUCUUAACGACUCCAGCCAUAGAAUUAUGGAUUGGGAUAGACAUUUUGUGAGCCCUUGUGACAGUUGGUCUCACAUUACCUGCAGAAACGGACGUGUAGUAACUCUGAGCUUGCCUUCUAAUGGAUUCACAGGCAUUCUUUCACCAUCUAUUGCCAAAUUAAAAUUUCUCGAGAGCUUGGAUUUGCAACACAACAAUCUUUCUGGCACAUUGCCUGAAUCUCUUAGCAGCCUUUCAUAUCUGCAGAACUUGAAUUUAGCUGACAACAACUUCAAAGGCUCCAUUCCCGCUUCGUGGGGCCAGUUUCCCGAGCUCAAACAUCUGGUUGUGAGAGGAAACCACUUGACUGGAUCUUUACCAGAAUCACUAACAAACAUCACUGGCUUAUUGGAACUGAAAUAUUUUGAUGCUCGCAGAGACGUCUCUUCCAAUGAUCUGACUGGAAAAGUUCCUCAGGGACUGUUUUCCUUACCAACCUUCAACUUUACAGCUACUCAUCUCGCAUGCGGAGGUAACCUCAAACAACCUUGUGUCUCAACCUCCUCUGUACCAGUUUAUAAGAGAAGAUCAAAGGUUCAGGUUCUUGUGACUGCAGCAAGCAUUGGUGCAUUCUCCCUCCUCCUGCUCGGAGCUGUCAUUGGAUACCAAUCCCGUCGCUUGCGUAAGCCCAAAGAAGUAUUUGUUGAUGUGGCCGGAGAUGACGAGCGGGAGAUAUCGUUUGGGCAGAUCAGAAGGUUCUCGGCACGGGAAAUACAGCUGGCGACGGAUAAUUUUAGCGAGAGCAACAUAAUCGGGCAAGGAGGGUACGGCAAAGUAUACAGAGGAGUGUUGAUGGACAACACAAGAGUUGCGGUGAAACGGCUGAUGGACUAUCGCAGCCCCGGCGGCGAGGCUGCCUUUAUACGGGAGAUUCGUCUAAUCAGCAUCGCCCUUCACAAGAAUUUGCUCCGCUUGAUCGGAUUCUGCACCACCCCAACCGAGAAAAUCCUCGUUUAUCCAUUCAUGCACAACCUCAGCGUCGCAUAUCGCCUCAGAGAGCUCAAAGCAGGGGAGAAAGGCCUCGACUGGGCCACGCGAAAACGCAUCGCUUUUGGGACCGCGCACGGCCUAGAGUACCUGCACGACCACUGCAAUCCCAAGAUCAUUCACCGCGACAUGAAGGCUGCAAACAUUCUUCUCGAUGAUGAUUUCGAACCUGUGCUAGGAGAUUUCGGACUCGCCAAACUAAUGGACACCAAAGUGACUCAUGUAACCACUCAAAUACGCGGCACGAUGGGGCAUAUCGCCCCCGAGUAUCUGUCGACGGGAAAAUCUUCAGAGAAGACGGAUGUAUUUGGUUACGGUAUAACGCUUCUUGAACUGGUUACCGGGCAGCGCGCCAUAGACUUAUCUCGCCUCGACGAAGAGGAGGACGUUCUGCUCCUGGAUCAUAUCAAGAAGCUACUAAGAGAGAAGCGGGUGGAGGACAUGGUGGAUCACAACUUGAGGAACUACAACAGCACGGAAGUGGAGACGAUUCUGCAAGUAGCGAUGCUGUGCACGCAGAGUUUGCCCGAAGAUCGUCCGAAGAUGGCACAAGUGGUGAGCAUGCUGCAGGGAGUGGGACUGGCUGAGAGGUGGGCGGAAUGGGAGCAGCUCGACCAACUCAGGGCCCAAGAAGUCUCCCUCAUGCCUCACAACUUCAUGUGGGCUCAAGAUUCUACUCACGACCAACAACCCAUACAAUUGUCGCAAGCCAGGUAGUUUUCCCGUUGAGGGAAACUCCAAGGUUUAGCCACCACAAUCAGACAUCUAAUAUGCUAGUAUAUAAGACAAUUUUGAAUAUUUGCUGUUUGAUGUGAGGUAUCGUGUAAUGCCUAACUCACAUAGUAUGUAUAGUCAUUUUGUUUGGGAUUGGGUAA
Molecule: messenger RNA, 2333 nt
Organism: Salvia miltiorrhiza (redroot sage)
Lineage: Eukaryota; Viridiplantae; Streptophyta; Magnoliopsida; Lamiales; Lamiaceae
Product: probable LRR receptor-like serine/threonine-protein kinase At5g63710
Exons: 10
Coding region: 301-2175 (624 amino acids)
Biological process (GO): protein phosphorylation
Molecular function (GO): protein kinase activity; ATP binding; protein binding
Source: RefSeq, a predicted model, not a curated record